AUUGCCUCUGCCAGUUGCAUCAAAGCGUGCUCCUGAUACCUGCGACUGCAUCUCAAAUCUGAGGCCACACAACGCCUCUUCUCCACAUAGCUCCCCAGGUUAUGGCCAUCUAAUAUCACUCAGCACAGCAACAUAACAUCAAUCUGAGUUUAAACUAGACAAUCAACAUGGGAAAACAAAACAGCAAGCUCCGUCCUGAGGUGAUGCAGGACCUGAUGGAAAACACAGACUUUACUGAGCAUGAGAUCCAGGAGUGGUACAAGGGAUUCCUGCGGGACUGCCCCAGCGGUGCGCUCACCAUGGAAGAAUUUAAGAAGAUCUAUGGCAACUUUUUCCCCUAUGGAGAUGCAUCAAAGUUUGCCGAGCACGUCUUCCGGACCUUCGAUGCCAAUGGAGAUGAAACAAUAGAUUUCAGAGAGUUCAUCAUUGCUUUGAGUGUCACAUCACGUGGUCGUUUGGAUCAGAAGCUAAAGUGGGCCUUUAGUAUGUACGAUCUGGAUGGAAAUGGAUACAUAAGCAAGGCAGAAAUGCUGGAGAUUGUACAGGCUAUAUAUAAGAUGGUUUCUUCAGUGAUGAAGAUGCCAGAGGACGAGUCCACACCUGAGAAACGCACAGAAAAGAUCUUCCGCCAGAUGGACACAAAUCGUGACGGUAAGCUGUCACUGGAGGAGUUUGUAGAGGGCGCAAAGAAUGACCCAUCCAUCGUGCGACUGUUGCAGUGUGACCCGAGCAGUGCCGGCCAGUGAAUCAAUAGAAUGUCCAGCGACUGUCAUAACUGGACUCCAAAACUCCACCCCUAUUUAAGAGUCUUUGUGUUUCACCAGGCGAGAGGGAAACAUGGAAUCAUGUAACCAUUUCUCCAUGGACACACAUCUGAAAAUGUUCAAAAACCCGCAUACUGAAAAACACAAAAACAUACUUUUACGCACACUAAAAAGCUUGUGUUCAUGUGUCUCUCCGCACUCUGGAGACCUCGUAUAGGGCUUUUUUUGACACAAUAGGUGGUGAUGUAUGUGACAUCACAUCCUGUUGUAAACCUUUGGUACUGAAUUGUACCCCCUUACAAAUAACAAACACAGAUAAGGGCUUUUAGUGUAACCAAGGUUGGUUUAGAGCACGUUUAAGUAAAGUUGUCCGAGUAUUUCAAAUGCACCUAUAUGAAUGUUUAUAUAAAAACUAUAUACCAAAAUGUAGUUUAUUAAUAAAUGGUUAUAAUAAUUAUUUUUAUUCAGUUUACACAUACAAUAACAGAUAUAAUUCCUAGUAUUCCUAGUAAUUCAAUUCUUUUCAGCACAUAAAUCUAUUGAGGAGGGGUACUUGGGCAGCACUUGCCCAUAGCAGAAUUUUUUACUUGAAGUUUUUAUGUUUAUUUUUAUUUGAAUGCAACAUUUAUUGCAUUAUGAUGUCAAAGCCUGUGACAGCAAAUCUUAAAGGGGCAGAUGAUGUACUUUCAUUUUUUAUUAUUUCAAAAAAUUCUAUCAAUUCUGAAUUUAAAUACUUUUAACAAAAGUUUAAAUAUUUGUAAAAGUAUUUUUUGUCUUUUUUCCUGGUUAAAAUAUUUAAAUAUUUUUUAAACAAUUAAGUAAUUUUGCUUCUAAAGUAAAUGUAUCUUAUUUUAAGAAUGUUUUGAUAUUUUUACAAAAAAAAAACGACAAAAAUACUCAGUAAGGAUAGGGCAAAUAUUAAUAACAAAUAGUUGGAAAAUAUCAUAUUUCAUCAAACAACAGUUAUAUUGAUUUGCUGCUUAAAACAGGGAACAUGAAAGUAUUAUACAAAGAAAAUGUAGAUAUUAUUUAUGGUUUUACUGGGUGGGUGAACAAUUUACCACAUCAAAACAAAUAAUAAUAAUACUACUAAUAAUAAUUGCUUUAUUAUAAUGAAGACACUGUUAUUAUUCAAAUAUGACAUUUUAUUUUGUUUCAGGAUUUUGACAAUGAACAGCAAAGACCACACGUUACUAUGCACAUACGCACACAAGCCACCAUGAACCAGUGCAUCAUUUACUAUCAAAUACCAGCUUACUGUUCUUUUUACUCUAUCCAUACCUUGAUUCUGUCAGAUUGUCUUUCUAAACAAAUGCAUUAUGUUUGCAUUGUCGACAUGCAAGCAACAUGCAAAUAAAAAAAUGCUUCUUGAACUUUAAUUGGACUUAGUCUUGGCCUUUGGGUCUUUUGAGUUCCUUUAUUUUUAUAUGCUAGGUAAAAUGACAACUCAAUUCAUACUGCACGUACUACAUGUGGAUAUGCUCCUCAAACAGAAUGUGUUCUCUGCAUGUUUAAUGAUGAAUAUGUGUCUCUGUAUGUAUGUGGUGCUUUUCAAGUACUGAUGUGUAUAUUCAGUGUUGUUUAUGCAUUUAUUUCAGUCACCAUUUGUCAGAAAGGCCAUCACGGCAGAUCAUGUAUGUGUAAAGAUAUGUCUACACAACCUCAGGGUUAGCAGUGAUUAGCUUAAAAUGCCAGAGGCUAUAAAAGAUUGACAUAUGCUUUUUCUCUGUAAUGCAAAUUAAUUUUAUACAUAAACGCACAAGCACUCGUUCAAACAUAAUAUUUAACGCAACAUUUAAAAGGUAGUUUCCACCUAACUUGCUGUAAAAUUAAAGUUAUAAUGUUUAAAAAACAUUCUUCAAGCCAUAAGCUCAGUGUUUAAAUCGAACAAUUCAUGAAGGAGCUUUUUUUUUUUUUUUUU
This is a messenger RNA of Xyrauchen texanus (razorback sucker), 2685 nucleotides long. RefSeq names its product neurocalcin delta b (gene ncaldb). Gene Ontology annotation, biological process: calcium-mediated signaling. Gene Ontology annotation, molecular function: actin binding; tubulin binding; calcium ion binding. The record is from RefSeq and is a predicted model, not a curated record. Lineage: Eukaryota; Metazoa; Chordata; Actinopteri; Cypriniformes; Catostomidae. The transcript has 4 exons. Gene Ontology annotation, cellular component: cytosol. The coding region runs from base 168 to 746 and encodes 192 amino acids.